Messenger RNA from Leptosomus discolor (cuckoo roller), 351 nucleotides. NCBI's taxonomy places the organism in Eukaryota, Metazoa, Chordata, Aves, Leptosomiformes, Leptosomidae. The record is from RefSeq and is a predicted model, not a curated record.
UUGUCUCGCAAGCCCCCUCGGAGGAUCGACAUCGCCUGCAUCACCUUCGACCUCUACAAGACCAACCCGCGGGACCUGGGCUGCCUCAACGUCAAAGCCACCCUCUACGGCACCUACAGCAUGUCCUACGACCUGCGCUGCUACGGCGCCAAGCGGCUGAUGAAGGAAGCCCUGCGUUGGAUGCUCUUCACCAUGCAAGCCACCGGCCACGUCCUCCUCGGCACCUCCUGCUACAUGCAGCAGCUCCUGGAUGCCACGGAGGAGCCGAAGGAGGCCGAGAGCAGCCCAGCGCUGCAGAGCCUCCUGCCCCGCAGCCUCCCACCCCUGCCCCGCAGGAAGACGCUGCAGUGA